GGCCGCGUGCGGACGCUCCUCCGGCCGCGGGCGGUGCGGCGUCUGAGGCGGCGGCCGGGCCAUGCUGCGACUCGCGACCAAGCUGGUGGCGUUCUUCUGGAGGAGGGCGGACGGCCCUGCCGAGGACGCGGCGUCGCCGGGCUCCGAGCUCGCGGAAGGUGAGCCCAAGCUGAAGAGCGUGCGGGGAGUGGUGACGAGGUACUGCGGCGACUACGGCAUGAUCGACGACCUGGUCUACUUCUCCAGCGACGCGGUGGCCAGCAAGGCGCUGCUCGACGUGGGCCAGGAGGUCACCGCGGUUGUGCAAGAAGACCGGGUGUCCCGGGGACUCAGAGCCGUCCGGGUGGAGGCCGUCUCUGAUAAGUGGGAAGGCGACAGCAAGAGCCAGGCCAGGGGCCUGUCGCAGUCCCGCCCCCAGGUGCUGAUCGGCUGUGUGACUUCGCUGAUGGAGGGCGCGGGCUACAUCAGUCAGACCACAUACUUCUCUCUGGAGAGCGUUUGCGAAGGUUUCGAGCCCUGCAAGGGAGACUGGGUGGAGGCGGAGUACUGGAUCCGGCCGGGCACGUGGAGCAGCGAGGCCGUCUCCGUGAAGCCGCUGAGGUACAAGCGCGUGGAAAGGGUCUGCAUUUCUAGCCUCUGCGGUAGAAACGGGGUGAUAGGUGACAGCAUCUUUUUCACCUUGGACUCUCUGAAGCUUGCUGAGGGAUACGUGCCUCGAAGACAUGACGUGGUCAGUGCCGUGGUGGUGGAGAGCAGCCAGUCGUGCUAUGUCUGGAGAGCCUUGUGCAUGACCCCCGUGAAAAGACGGGACCCUGCUGCCUUUGAAGAGGCUGCUGAUGAGUCCUGCGGAGCCCUUUUACUGAAGAACAAAGGUGGUAUUGAAGUCACAAGGAUGACAAAUUUUGGAACAUUAAAGGAAGGAGAAAGUAAAAAUCUGGUGAUCUGGAUAGAGAACAAAGGAGAUAUUCCUCAAAACUUAGUCAGCUGUAAACUGGCCGGCUGGGAUAAAACUAAACAAUUCAGGUUUCAAACGCUGGAGAACACCCAGAAGUGCCCAGUAGGGUCUCUCGUUCCCAUUCCCAGGAAGGAGAAUUUUUCCGAUGAAAAUACUGACUCACUGGAGAGCUGCCAAAAAAACACAACCUGUCAGGCGUCAGAGAGUCGUGUGAACAGCAGAGACGUCUCUCCAGACGACUGUGCUUGUGAAGAAGAUGAGGACGGAGAAGAGAGGAGGCGGGGGAAGCGGACGACAGGGCUGGAGCCAGAAGGGCUCAUCCCUCCCGGCGCGAGAGCCCCGGUUGUGGUCGCAUGCGAUGCGCGUGACCCCGGCCGCUGCCGGGAGCUCCUCCUGCUCUGCUUCUCCCGCUUCGUCAUCGGCCGGUUCCUCGAGGUGACGGUCGUGAGCCAGGAGGAGUCGCUUAUAGCCAUCCGAGAGCCGUUUUCGUGGAAGAAGUCGAGAAGUGCCACCGCGCUGACACCCACAAAAACUACAGUCGUGGUGACCACACAGAAAAGGAACUCAAGACGACAACUUCCAAGCUUUCUUCCACAAUAUCCAAUACCAGAUAGACUUAAGAAAUGUGUGGAGCAAAAAAUUGACAUUCUGACUUUUCAGCCUUUGCUCGCAGAGCUUUUGAACAUGUCGAACUACAAGGAAAAGUUUUCAACUUUGCUCUGGCUUGAAGAGAUUCAUGCAGAAAUAGAACUGAAAGAGUAUAACAUGAGUGGGGUCACCUUGAAAAGAAACGGUGACCUGCUGGUUCUGGAGGUCCCAGGACUGGCUGAAAGUAGGCCUUCUCUCUACGCAGGAGAUAAGCUGAUUUUAAAAACUCAAGAGUACAAUGGACAUGUCAUCGAGUACAUCGGCUAUGUGAUUGAGAUUCAUGAAGAAGAUGUAACCCUUAAACUUAACCCAGAAUUCGAGCAGGCAUAUAACUUCGAACCUAUGGAUGUGGAAUUCACAUAUAACAGCUGUCAGUCUCUGGUUUCCGGGAAGUUUCCACUCCCCUGUCCCCAAGAUUCUCCACGCUGCACGUCACUGUCCAGUGUCCUCACCACGGCCCGCACCCCAGGGACCACAAGCAGACGGUGUCACUUUGCACUUGAACACGUCAUCCACUUAGGUGUUAAAGUGCUGUUCCCAGAAGAAGUCGUUUUACAGUCUCCCCAAGUAGCCGGGAGUUGGAACCAUGCACAAGACACCAAGAAUGACGCACAGCCCACCAUCAAGACUAGGAAAGCCACGAAGGACCACACCAAGCCUGCAGCCAAGGAGAGGCGGCCUGAUUCCCAGGCCUCACCGGGCCCGGCGGCCUUUGCGGAAAAGUCAGCUCAUCGGGUAAACGAAGCGCAGGUCCCCAGGGCGAGAGAAAAGGAAUUUUUCAAUCCCGUGCUCAACGAAAACCAGAAGUUAGCUGUUAGAAGAAUCCUGAGUGGGGACUGUCGCCCGCUCCCGUAUAUUCUUUUUGGACCUCCUGGAACCGGGAAGACAGUGACAAUUAUAGAGGCUGUCUUACAGGUGUACUACGCUUUGCCGGACAGCCGGAUACUGGUGUGUGCGCCCUCCAACAGUGCGGCCGACCUCGUGUGUCUGCGGCUGCACGACAGCCAGGUGCUGCGGCCUGGCGCCAUGGUCCGCGUCAACGCCACCUGCAGGUUCGAGGAGACCGUGGCCGACGCCCUCAAGCCGUACUGCAGAGACGGAGAGGACAUCUGGAAGGCUUCCCGCUUCAGGGUCGUGGUCAGCACGUGCAGCAGCGCCGGGCUCUUCUACCAGAUAGGUGUCAGAGUCGGACAUUUUACACACGUGUUUGUGGACGAAGCAGGACAGGCGAGUGAGCCAGAGUGCCUUAUUCCACUGGGGCUGGUUUCAGACGCCGACGGCCAGAUUGUCCUUGCCGGAGACCCCAUGCAGCUCGGACCCGUCAUUAAGUCCAGACUCGCCAUGGCCUACGGGCUGAGCGUCUCUAUGUUGGAGAGACUGAUGUCCCGGCAAGUGUACCUACGGGACGAAAACGCUUUUGGGGCGUGCGGCGCCUACAACCCCCUGCUGGUGACAAAGCUCGUGAAGAACUACAGGUCGCACCCGGCUCUGCUGGCGCUGCCGUCCAGGCUCUUCUACCACAAGGAGCUGGAAGUGUGCGCGGACCCCUCGGUGGUCACCUCCCUGCUGGGCUGGGAGAAGUUACCAAAGAAAGGCUUCCCCCUCAUCUUCCAUGGCGUCAGGGGCAGCGAAGCUCGCGAAGGGAGGAGCCCGUCGUGGUUCAAUGCUGCCGAAGCGGUCCAGGUCCUGCGCUACUGCUGCCUGCUGGCCAGGAGCCUCUCCAGCCAGGUGUCCGCCAGUGACAUUGGUGUGAUCACACCCUACCGGAAGCAGGUGGAAAAAAUCAAAAUUCUUCUGCGCAAUGUCGAUCUGACGGACAUAAAGGUUGGAUCGGUGGAGGAGUUUCAAGGGCAGGAGUAUCUGGCCGUCAUCAUCUCCACCGUACGGUCAAAUGAAGAUAGAUUUGAAGAUGAUAGAUACUUUUUGGGAUUCUUGUCCAACUCAAAAAGAUUCAAUGUUGCAAUCACCAGACCCAAAGCCUUGCUGAUCGUGCUGGGAAACCCUCACGUUCUGGUCAGAGAUCCCUGUUUCGGUGCUUUACUGGAAUACAGCAUCACCAACGGCGUCUACACCGGCUGCAAUCUCCCUCCGGAACUGCAGUCCCUGCCAAAAGCCGGGUCAGAGGGCCCCCCAGGACCAGGUCCCCAGCCCCAGCGGGUGAGGCGUCCCAGACAUCUGCUGUCCUCCCUUCUGGGCUGGGGACCCUGCCACGUGCCUUGUGUCCCAGCCUCAGCCAGGAGCGAGGGACCCGUGGGGUCAGACAGAGCCUGCUGACUGUUCUCCGCACCAGCCCUUUCCUGCCGCCAGGCGGGUACCUGAACCCGUCACCCAAAUAAAUGCUCACAUGGGACACCCAGCGUGGCUUUCCACCUCCAGGCACACUGGACGCUGGGAGGCCAGUAUGCUUUCACGUGGCCUCUGACCCCCGCGGGCU
Molecule: messenger RNA, 4037 nt
Organism: Mustela erminea (ermine)
Lineage: Eukaryota; Metazoa; Chordata; Mammalia; Carnivora; Mustelidae
Gene: MOV10L1
Product: Mov10 like RISC complex RNA helicase 1
Exons: 28
Coding region: 62-3877 (1271 amino acids)
Molecular function (GO): helicase activity
Source: RefSeq, a predicted model, not a curated record